AUAAAUGAAAUGAUUUUCCAUGAUUCCGCUAAUACGUUCCUGUUCAUUUAAAAAUCUACCUCCAUAUAUAAAUUACUGUGAAAUAUUGAUUUUGAUUAUUUGUAAUAAAAAUGCUAUGGGUAUGCAUCAUUUCGAUCGCAUUUAUUACAGGAGAUGCCGAUGGAGCGGUACCUAUCUUCAGAAUUCUAGGAGGAAACAAGGUUGAUAUCAGAAAUUACCCUUAUGUGGUGUCCGUCCAGAUGUUAUUUCGAGGCCAAAGGAUGCACAUUUGCGGUGGAACGUUGAUAGCACCCAACACAAUUUUAACAGCAGCGCAUUGCUUCAGAUCCACAGGAAAUUUCGUAGUCAAAGCAGGUUCCAACAGCCUUAAGGAUUCUAGAGGAUGCGUUGUGCCCAUUAACAAAGUGAUAUACCAUCCUCAGUAUAAAGCCUUGAGCCAGGAUUACGAUAUUGCAAUUGCUCAGCUAAGAAAACCGGUGAAGCUCUCCAAAAUGAUACAACCCGUCAAAUUGCCAUCCUUUUCCAAAGAAAUUCCUCUAACGAAAGGCACUGUUCUGGGCUGGGGUGCUACAGGCUAUGGAGCAAGCACUAGUGAUGAUUUGAGAGCUGUUGAAAUACCAAUUAUAGAUGACAAAGAUUGCGUUCAAUCUUACCCGAAGGGUUUGGUAACAGAACGAAUGUUCUGUGCGAAGGAUGAUGAAGGCACCAAGGAUUCUUGUCAGGGGGAUUCUGGUGGACCGCUCAUAAUAAAUGGAACUAUUUAUGGAAUAGUAUCAUGGGGGUUUGAUUGUGGCAAUCCAGAUAAUCCAGGUGUUUACUCUAGGGUUCCAUAUUUCGCUGAUUUCAUCAAUAAAACACUUAAUCAAAAAAUAUCUCGAUAUAAUAGGAUAAAAAAGUGGAUACGAGGCUUAUAUUGACACUAAUUAUUGUGUAACUCGGUAGGAAUAUUAUAUUUUUUUUAUUUAUACAAUUAGUCAUUAGUACAAUUUUGUUUUUCAUGAUAUUCCACAAAAAAUAAAUCGCCCACAAACAUAAUCAAUUCAAAGCAGUGAAAAUUUUAGAAAAUUUCAUUAUUAUUAUAUCAUUAUAUUGUAUGUAAUUAUUGUUUUCGAUGCCUGCUCUUUGUGUAUUACUCACAGGUAGGUAUCUCCAUAAGGGAAUCAAUUAAUACGUAAAAUAAUAAUAUUUCUAUAAGUUUGAUAUAUUUCUAUAUGUAUAGAUACGUACUUUUUUUUACUGCUAUCUGCAAAAUAUCCAUUAAAAAGAAAAAUUUAUGAAUUUGGAAAUAUAUUAUCAAUUAUAUAUAGUUUAUAGUGACAUUUGUUACUUUUCUAUUUUUCGCUGAUAUCCAUUCU
Messenger RNA from Harmonia axyridis, 1355 nucleotides. Its product is annotated as trypsin-2-like. The transcript is spliced from 3 exons. Bases 111 to 917 code for a protein of 268 amino acids. Gene Ontology annotation, biological process: proteolysis. Lineage: Eukaryota; Metazoa; Arthropoda; Insecta; Coleoptera; Coccinellidae. The record is from RefSeq and is a predicted model, not a curated record. Gene Ontology annotation, molecular function: serine-type endopeptidase activity.